AUGGCAAAUAUUAGUAAAGCAGCAAGUAAAUUUGGUGCCACCGUUGGCUUAACUGGCGCACCCGUCUUUACUCAAUCAAAAAAUAUCAUUGAUUUAAUUGUGGAUGACCAUAAAUAUGCCAAGUCAUUGUAUGAAAAAUUCAAGACUACUCCCAACGUAAAUGAAAAAAUCGACAUUCGCAACACCUUAGUGAAAACAUUAGUUCAGCACGACGAGUGCGAGCAGCUUUUGGUGUAUCCUUUAUUGAGAGAAAAAGUAGGCGGUCCCGAAGGUGAAGAGCAAUACAGACGAAGCUUGCAAGAGCACCAAGAACUACGCCACUUGAUGUAUGCGGUUAAAUACACUGAUUUGAAGGCCAAUCCUAAAGAAUUUCAUUCCAAGAUAACCGCCGCCAUGGAUUACUUGUUCCAUCAUAUUGAGCAAGAAGAAAACGAAGUAUUACCAUUAUUGAGGAAGCAUGUAUCUGAAGAGGAAUUAAAGAAAGUGGGCGCUUCUUUCAAUGCCCAUAAGCCUACUGCUGCUACGAGACCUCAUCCAAAUGCUCCCGCGCAAGGCUUCCCAGCUGCUGUCGCUAACGUGCUUACCAAGCCAAUCGACAAAGCUAGAGACCUAUUGGAAGGAGUGCAAUAA
Molecule: messenger RNA, 630 nt
Organism: Mycotypha africana
Lineage: Eukaryota; Fungi; Mucoromycota; Mucoromycetes; Mucorales; Mycotyphaceae
Exons: 1
Coding region: 1-630 (209 amino acids)
Source: RefSeq, a predicted model, not a curated record